CACCCUCCACCAAAUUUACAUUCUUCAAAAACCUUUCAGGAACAAAAAUUUCACCAUCAAUCCAAUCAUUUUUUGUUGAUAUUUAUUUUCUGGCAAGAUAAUAAAAAUGCUUAUUCCUCUUUCCAUAGAUAUCCACCAACUUCUAAAGGUUCAGAAUUCGAUCGUGGCGAUAACGGAACUGGCGUGGUUAAGCGAA
This is a messenger RNA of Racocetra persica, 196 nucleotides long. NCBI's taxonomy places the organism in Eukaryota, Fungi, Glomeromycota, Glomeromycetes, Diversisporales, Gigasporaceae. The record is from the annotation of a GenBank genome assembly.